ACGCGGGUUGGGGGCCUCCUUUGUGUUACCGUAGAACCUGUGAAGAAGGGAAUGGUUGGAAGGUUGACAAAUUAAAGCAUGUUUACCAUCCCAGGACACCAGUGUCUGACACUAGGGUCCUUCGUCUUCGAUGACCUUUUUUUUUUUUUUUCUGCUACGGUUUGUAGCAGAUAACGCAUUCAUAUCUGUACCUUUUAAACUGGUACAGGCAGAGUAUUUCUGUUAAUUAUGUAUCUAUAUCUUCACCAAGACACCAGUUAAAGACCACACCAUGACUAUACAUCAUUUGGCAAGGAAGCUGUGGCCGGGCUUUCUACAGACAAGCCAGAAGCUGACGACUGUGUCCUGGAGAUAUCAGAAGCCCCCAUUUUAUAGGGUCGCUACACAAAACAGUUUAUCGUACAACCAGGACAGAUCUCUAACGCUGUCUGCCAGACAAUUCAAGAAUAGCGACAACCCCGGUGGACGUCAUACUUGCCACACAGAAGACCAUGAUGAGGAUGAAGAUGGAGAUCUGAUUGAUGAAGCCGAGGUAGACGAGCUGUUCCAUCAACAGGUUCCCAAAGUCAUCGGAGACGGAGAACACAGGAUCUUCAUUGUUCACCCCGAUGUGAAAUGGGGAAGCAGAAAGCAGUAUCUCACAACGGCGGAGCUGAUGGUGGACGAGGCCGUUGGUCUGGUGAACACCUUGGAAAACUGGAGGGUCGUGGACAAGAUCAUCCUCUCCACUAAGACGCCAGAGAAAAGGACGAUUUUUGGCAAAGGGAACUUCCAGUUUCUCACAGAAAAGAUUAGGCAAACCCCAGGGAUCACUGCCGUGUUUGUGAACGUGGAGCGACUUUCUCCUUCAUCUGAGAAAGAGUUUGAGGACGCCUGGGGUGUGAAGGUCCUGGAUCGCUACUCGGUGGUCCUCCACAUAUUCCGCCGCAACGCACGGACGCGUGAGGCGAAGCUACAGAUCUCUCUGGCGGAGAUCCCCCUGCUCAGAUCUCGCCUGAGAAACGAAAUAGCAAAUUUUGACCAGCAGGGCGGCGGUAACAGAUACAUCGGCGGCUCAGGCGAGACGCUGCUGGAGUUCCAACAGAGACAACUGAAAGAGCGGGAAACGAAGAUCCGCGUGGCCCUCGAGCAGCUUCGAAGGAAGAGAAACCUGCUGCGCUCCCAGAGGAAAGACAAAGACUUCCCAGUUGUCUCGGUGAUGGGAUACACCAACUGUGGAAAGACCACUCUGAUCAAAGCACUGACCGGGGACCGCGCCCUCCAGCCCAGGAACCAGCUGUUCGCUACGCUGGACGUGACGGUGCACGCCGGCCAGCUGCCCAGUCACAUGACCGUGCUCUACGUGGACACCAUCGGCUUCCUGUCCCAGCUGCCCCACCAGCUCAUCGAUUCUUUCUCGGCCACCCUGGAGGACGUCAAACACUCGGACCUCAUAGUGCACGUGCGAGACAUCAGCCACCCGGAGACGGUGAACCAAAAGGUGAACGUCCUCAACGUCCUGAAAAGUCUGCAGAUCCCAGACCGCCUGAUGAGCUCCAUGAUCGAGGUCCACAACAAGAUCGACCUGGUCAACGACUACCACCCCACAGAGCCUGAGACCGUGGCUGUGUCGGCGCUGACGGAGCAGGGUCUGGACCGGCUGAAGACGAUCCUGGAGGACGAGGUGGUCCGGUCCACCGGGAAGCUCAUCUUGAACCUCGAAGUAGACCUCAGCUCAGCCCAAUUAAGUUGGCUGUACAGGGAGGCCACCGUACAGGAAGUGACUGUGGACGCCGACGAAGGAUCGGCAGUCGUCAUGGUGAUAAUCGGCACGGCGGCAUACGGGCGUUACAGGAAGAUGUUCCCGGCCAGAUCCUAGAGGCAGCGCAAGGUCCCCCCUGCUACCGUACGUCACACGCCGUCUCGCGGAGACGACCGCUUCAGUCUUCUUCCAAAGGAGCACUGUACUCCCAAGUCUUAAAUAGUUGGGGUACACAAAGACAUUAUGGGGACACAGGGACACGUGGGUGUUAAUGAGCGGACCCUCCUUUCGCCAAUAGGAAAAACGUCCCAUCCCUCAAGAAUAUAGUUUUGUAAACAAUUUGAGCCAAACGUGAGCGAUGUCAGGAUAACGUCGCACUCCUACAGAAGUGUUUUCCAAACGCUGCUUCCAUUUGAUUCCCCCUGGCUAUUUUCCCUUUCCGCUACGGAGAGAAAAAUACAUUUACGUUCAGCGUCAUCUCAUUUAUUUGUUUUUCUUAGAAAUAAACUAAAUUAUUUGGUACAAACA
Molecule: messenger RNA, 2269 nt
Organism: Gadus morhua (Atlantic cod)
Lineage: Eukaryota; Metazoa; Chordata; Actinopteri; Gadiformes; Gadidae
Gene: gtpbp6
Product: GTP binding protein 6 (putative)
Exons: 10
Coding region: 272-1858 (528 amino acids)
Cellular component (GO): cytoplasm
Molecular function (GO): GTP binding; ribosome binding
Source: RefSeq, a predicted model, not a curated record